Balaenoptera acutorostrata (minke whale) is the source of this 3770-nucleotide messenger RNA. RefSeq names its product interleukin 18 receptor 1 (gene IL18R1). The coding region runs from base 167 to 1786 and encodes 539 amino acids. The record is from RefSeq and is a predicted model, not a curated record. NCBI's taxonomy places the organism in Eukaryota, Metazoa, Chordata, Mammalia, Artiodactyla, Balaenopteridae. Gene Ontology annotation, biological process: positive regulation of type II interferon production; interleukin-18-mediated signaling pathway. The transcript has 11 exons. Gene Ontology annotation, molecular function: interleukin-18 receptor activity; interleukin-1 receptor activity; interleukin-18 binding.
GCUUUCUCUGGUUGCCUUAUCUGUUGCAUUACGCUUGCGGCUCCUCUCCUUUCUGGUUUCGCUCUUUCUCACCUGCCUCGCCAUCGGGUGUCAAAGGGGACAGCCGCCCCCUCCCCAGCCUCGGGACGCCUUCUGAAGAGAAACCAUUUGAAGCAGAAUCAUAAACAUGCAUCGUAGAGAAAUACCCCUGACACUUUUGGUGCUUAUGUUUAUAAGCACUUCAGAAGAAACUUGUACCUCACGUCUUCACAUUACUGCAGUUGAAGGGGAGCCUUUCUAUCUGAAGUAUUGCUCAUCUUCAUCUGAGCGUGAGAAUAAAACAGCCACCAUAAAAUGGUACAAAAAUGAAUCGCAUGGACCCCUUGAGCUGAGCUCAAGUAGUUCACCCAGAAUUAUUUUGCUCGAUUAUGUUUUGGAGUUUUGGCCAGUUCAUUGGAAUGACAGCGGAUCUUACUCUAUCCGAAUGGGAAAUGAUACUCAUGACUGGAAAUUAAAUGUCAUCAGAAGACCUAAACACAGCUGUUUUACUGAGAAACAAAUAAUGAGUAAAUCUGUGGAAGUUAAAAAAUCUUUGCAGGUAGCCUGUGAACAUGGUUACUAUCAAAAACUGGUCAACAGAACGUUAUUGUAUAAGAACUGUGAAAAGAUAGAGAACAAUCAAAACCCAUUUUUAAAGAAGAUUGCAGAGUUUAAAGAUCAGGGAUAUUAUACCUGCAUGUUUUUCCUUCUUCAUAAUGGCAAACUAUUUAACGUCACCAAAACCUUCAAUAUAACAAUAGUUGGAGACAACAGUAAUAUAAUUCCAGCUCUUCUUGGACCAAAGCUUACGCAUGUUAAAGUGGAAUUAGGAAAAGAGGUACAGCUCAACUGCUCUGCUUUGCUGAAUGAAAAGGAUGUGAUUUACUGGAACAUCUGGAAAAAAAAUGGAAAGGAUCCUAAUGUACAUGAAGAGGAAGGGACAAGAAUUAGGACUUCAGAAGGCAAACGGCUUGCUUCAAAAAUACUGAGAAUUGAGAAUGUUAAUGAAAACAAUCUAAACUUUUCAUAUAAUUGCACUGCAGUCAGCGAGGGAGGCAUAGACACCAAAAGCUUCAUCUUACUGAAAAAAGAAGACCCAGUUGACAUCCCAGGCCACAUCUUCACUAGAGGAAUGAUCGUAGCUGUUUUGAUCUCAGUGGUCGUUGUGUGCCUAGUGACCGUGGGUGCCAUUUAUAGAGUUGACUUGGUUCUAUUUUAUAGACAUUUCUUGGGAAGAGAUGAAACCUUAACAGAUGGGAAAACGUAUGAUGCUUUUGUGUCUUACCUAAAAGAAUGUCGGCCCGAGAAUGGAGAGGAGCACACCUUUGCUGUGGAGAUUUUGCCCAGGGUGUUGGAGAAACAUUUUGGGUAUAAGUUAUGCAUAUUUGAACGGGAUGUGGUGCCUGGAAGAGCUGUUGUUGAUGAAAUCCAUUCAUUGAUAGAGAAAAGCCGAAGGCUGAUCAUUGUCUUGAGUAAAAGUUAUAUGUCUAAUGAAGUCAGGUAUGAACUUGAAAGUGGGCUCCAUGAAGCACUAGUGGAAAGGAAAAUUAAAAUCAUCUUAAUUGAAUUUACACCAGUUGGCGACUUCACAUUCUUGCCUCAAUCACUGAAGCUUUUGAAAUCCCACAGAAUUCUGAAGUGGCAGGCCGAUAAAUCUCUGUCUUAUAACUCAAGGUUCUGGAAGAAUCUUCUUUAUCUGAUGCCCGCAAAAGCAGCCAAACCAUGUAGAGACGAAGCAGAAGUCUUGCCUGUUUUUUCGCAGCCCUGAUCUUCAGAAAAGCUGAGCAGAAGAAAGAACUCUUGACACUCUGGGGACUGAGUGUAUGAGCCUGUUGAUAACGAAGAGCAUUAUUCAAAUAUUUAACUCUACUCUGUGAAUGUCCUAGUCACAUUCUGAAGAUGAAACUUGUCAUUAGGUUGCCGGGGAUAAGGCUAAACAUUGAGCUAUAGUCGUGGGCUCUCAGAAGACCCUGGACUUCAACAGAAAUGGGUGUCCUGUUUCUCCCUCUUCCAUAACUGGAUGCAGGCACUCUGCUCAAUCCCAUAUUCAGCAACUGGGAGACUGCACACGGUGCACAAUAACUUAUGCCUUAAAAUAAGGAUAUGUCUUUAAGAGAUUUUUCAUGCUAACAAUUGAACUGAAGGAUUUUAAGUUCACAAAGUGGCAUUUCUCUAUGAGCCCAUAGUUGACACAGGAACUGGAAUGGUGCCUUCACGACCCCACCAUAGCUUCCUACCUCUAAACACCUCUGACAGUGCCUGGGAUGCGGGGUGCAGGGCAGGGGUCUGGGAGAACCGACAGGGCUGCGAGCAGAGCAGGGUGUGAGGUGUGAGCUGCUGUAACAGGGCCUCAGCCUCAGAGCAUGUGCAUUAAUGUAUCCUGGCUACAGCUGCAGGCCUACAGUUCUUGAAACCCCACCAAGAUGCUGCAGAGGGCUUGCUUAAUUGGACCUAUCUGUGGGAACUUCUUAAAAGGAACUCAAAACAACUUUUUAAUCUUUCAUGCCAGACACAAAUUUUAAUUCAAAUAAUUUUCUGGGUCUUUCAAAAAAAUGGUCUAAAACAUUUGUUGAUUUUGCAUAAAUGUUUAGACACAGGAUGGGUGCCAGAUCAGAUGAGUUAUUCAGCAGCCAAAAAAGGAUGGUCACUUGCUUGAUUUUUAAAAGAUGACGGAUUUUAAAUGCCCUUUGGGUAGAGGCAGCAUGACAACCAAGACACUUGAGCUCAAAUCCCGGGUUUACCGCCUCCUCUGUGGUCUCCGGAAACUCUUCUAACUCAUCUGUGAUGCGGUCUCCUCAUCUGCAACAUUAGAAUUUAUAAGACCUGUACAGGGGGACUAAGUGAAUAAAUACAAAUGAAGCUCUUACAACAGUUCUUGACACAAACUUAACACUCAAUAAGUGUUGGUAUUGCUACUUUUGUUAUUGUUAUUAAUUAUCACCUAGGUCAGGUAUUUAGCGGUGGAAAGAGAACAAGAUCUGGAAAGGAAGGCAGUUUUGACUUGAGGCGAUUCAUUCUUACAGAGAAGCAUAGAGGAGCAGCACAUCAGCAUAUCUGCAUUGGACGUCUGCAACUUUUCACAUCGGAAGACAUAUAUCUGUCUCCUUAGUACUGGGCCUUCUUGACGGCCUCAGAGGUCUGUUCAUGAAAAUCACUGAGUGAGUGAUAAAUAGCAGCCUUACAGAGAAAGGAAAGAGCUGGGUAAGUUUGGAAGGCUGGUUAGAAGAUAUGGGUGCGGCAUGAAUGUUCCAGAAAAAUUUAAAGCAGAGACUGUAAAACAGCUGUGGUACUACUAUCUCUAAAGUAGAUAAUCAACAAGGACCUACCGUAUAGCACAGGGAACUCUACUGAAUGUUCUGUAAUAACCUAUGUGGGAAAAGAGUCUUAAAAAGAAUGGAUCAGGUGAAUCAAUCACUUUGCUGUACACCUGAAACUAACACAACAUUGUAAAUCAACUAUACUCCAAUAUAAAAUUAAAAAUUAAAUUAAAAAAUUAAAUCAGGCAACUUAAAUAAUAAAACAGCUGUGGUAGAUACUACUGAAAAUCAAAGAAAAAUGAGAUUUUCUUCAUAUUUUCAGUAUAAGAAAGUGGUCUAAUUUUUGUAGCACUUACAAUUUUGCGUGCUAGUUGGAUGGCUAAAAAAAGUAAAGGAAUUUAAUCACUAAGAAGAUUUAUGUGUGAAAAUAUAUGGUCGUGAGAAAUUUUAUUGCUAUCAUAGUCUCUAAUACAUAGAAUGAUUUGCUUUUCUUUU